UUUGAGGCAAAUGAAAUUACUCAAAUAUUCUUCUCUCUCUUAGCUUUUCCCCAAAAAUUUUCACUCUACAAUUUCCCUCCACUCUCAAGUCUCAACCCUCAUUUUGCACGCAAAUUUCUCUCGCCCAUUUCACUCUGCAUCUUCAAACUGCUUCAUCUUUCAAUUCACGGAACAGAUAAAAGGUCGUAUCAACAAGAAGAAAACUCUCUACGUUGCCUUUUAAUAAGAUUGUUUGGGGUAUUUCACUGCUACACAAUCUUGUAUCUCUAUAUUAUCAAUGGAGUGCAACAAAGAUGAGGCUAUCCGGGCCAGGGAACUGGCUGAGAUGAAAAUGAAAAACAAUGACUUUGAGGGGGCUCAGAAAAUUGCACUGAAGGCACAGAAUCUUUACCCAGAACUUGAGAAUAUUACCCAGCUGCUUAGCAUCUGUGAUGUUCAUUGUGCAGCACAAAAAAUGGUGUCUGGAUCUGAAAAGGACUGGUAUGAACUUCUUCAAGCUGCAAAGUUUUCUGAUGAGAUGACAAUCAAAAAACAAUAUCGGCGGCUUGCUCUUUUUCUCCAUCCUGAUAAGAAUCGAUUUCCUGGUGCAGAGUCUGCUUUUAAGUUGAUCUGUGAGGCAAAUGCUGUGCUUUCAGAUCCCCAAAAGAAGUUUUUAUAUGAUCAGAAGAUCAGGGUACUGGUUAGAUCUGCUCAAGUAGUUCCUCCACAUCAUCACUUAAAGAAAACUCAAUGUGGACCUGAGGUCAAAGUUACCAAUGGUUUUCACAGUAUGAAUCAACAUCAAACCACACAGUCGAGCUUUUCUGCCAGGCAGGAAGUGUUCUGCACAAGUUGCCCAUUUUGUUGUUUUAAGUACCAAUUAGAUAGAAAACAUGUGAACACAACGUUGCGCUGCCCGAAAUGCUUAAAGAAUUUUAGUGUUUUUGAAACUGGUGCUCAAGGUUCUCAGAACGGGAUACCAAAUUAUGGUGGAAGUAAACAGGGUGUUCAAAAUGGCAUGGGAUAUUCGGCAUCGCAAAUGGCAUCCCAGUGGUGUGCCAACAAGCAAACAGUUCGACCCCAACCAAGUUUUCGGACAGAAACUAUUUUCAAAGAUAAGGGAGUAGAAAGGGCUGCAAAUGUCAAUGGAGACUUUAAGGCCAAAAGAAGUGGAAAGGAAGAUCGGACAGGCAGUGGUGAUCGAAAUAAUAGGAAAGAUGGCAACAGAAAGAACAAAAGGAAGGGGAGAAGAAGGGGUUCAGAUUCUUCAGAAUCUAGUGAGAGUUACGACACCUCCAGUGAAUCUGAUCUAGAAGAUGUCAAUGAUGUUGCAACUGAUCCAGAUUCUGGACCUACUAAUGUCCAAUUUCCACGAAGAUCUUCUCGAAAAAGGCAGAAUGUGUCCUACAACGAAGGUGCUGGUGAUGAUGAUGAUGAUGUUGCUGUUCCUGGGUCUUGCAAGAGAUCUCAAGGGAACAAGUUACCAGAAGAUAAUGAAAAUGGGCAAUCCAAUGCUUUGAAUGGAGAAUCUGUGAAGCAUGAGAAUCAAAAUGGUUUACAUGCUGAUUCAGAAUUUUCCAAGUCUGAGAGUAAAGAAACAGGAUCUGAUACUGACAUAGAAGUCAAUACAAAGGAAAAAGGCGGUUGUACGCCAAAUGUUGGUACUGAUGCGGUUGAAACUGAAAUUGGCUCUGACUGGGAUGCACAUUCUGAUGAUUCGGAUAAGGAUGAAUUUGAAUAUGAUGAUCCAGAGUUCAGUGAUUUUGAUAAGGAUCGUAAUGCCAACUGUUUUGCUGUUAACCAGUAUUGGGCUUGUUAUGAUUCAGUUGAUGGCAUGCCAAGAUAUUAUGCAAAGGUGAAGAAGGUACAACUCUCUCCGUUUGAGUUGUCCGUCACAUGGUUAGAAGCUGAACCUGCAGAUGACACUCAGAAGAAAUGGAUAGAUGAAGAUUUACCUGUUGGUUGUGGUGCUUUUAGGCUUGGCAAAGUUCAAAAAAUGCCAAGUAGACUCAUAUUUUCUCAGCAAGUGCCCUGUGAGAAGGGUAAGAGAGGUUCUUUAUACAUAUAUCCUAGACAAGGGGAGGUUUGGGCUGUAUUUAAGGACUGGGAUUUGAGCUGGAGCUCCCAGCCUGCUAGGCACGGGAAGUACAAAUAUGAAAUUGUUGAGGUGCUAUCGGAUUUUAAUACUUUGUCUGGUGCAAGGGUUUGUUACUUAGACAAAGUUGAAGGAUUUGUGUGCCUUUUCCAGAGAAGUUGCCAGAGCAUGACCGAAUCUUUUAUGAUAAGGCCCGAUGAAAUGUACAGAUUCUCACACUGUAUUCGUUCUUACAAAAUGACAGGCUCUGAAAGGGAAGGAGUGCCCAUUUACUCUUUUGAACUCGAUCCUUCAGCCUUACCUCUGAAUCCAGAUCACUUGUGCUACCCCGCCAAAUCAAAGAUGGGAACUGAUAAGAUGGAGCCUGGAGUUAAUUGCGCUCCACCAAAGUCCGAUAAAGGAAAAAGUAAUGUUGUGGGAUAUGAUACGAAGGUGUUUGUGGAUCUGGAGUCCUCUGAUGGGUAGAUUUACGAAGUUCAGAGGUCCCCCCAGGAUAGAUGAACUCCAGGAAAUUUUAAUAUUGGAAUAGAAACCAUGAGGCAUUCACCUGCUGAUGAAAAGCAAGUUGUUAGAGCUGCCUUGAGAUCACAAGGAUGAGAACAUACUUUUUUUAUUAGCUUUGCAGGUGACAUGGUGUAUCAUUUUGAAUCAGAAUGUUGAUAAUGUAAUUGAAGUUAUAUUUUUUACCUACUUCUACUCUUUCCUGAUUUUUGUA
Salvia hispanica is the source of this 2789-nucleotide messenger RNA. RefSeq lists its product as uncharacterized. NCBI's taxonomy places the organism in Eukaryota, Viridiplantae, Streptophyta, Magnoliopsida, Lamiales, Lamiaceae. The record is from RefSeq and is a predicted model, not a curated record.